This is a messenger RNA of Chanos chanos (milkfish), 1353 nucleotides long. It is a transcript of the gene gal3st3, whose product is annotated as galactose-3-O-sulfotransferase 3. Gene Ontology annotation, biological process: glycolipid biosynthetic process. The coding region runs from base 1 to 1353 and encodes 450 amino acids. The record is from RefSeq and is a predicted model, not a curated record. Lineage: Eukaryota; Metazoa; Chordata; Actinopteri; Gonorynchiformes; Chanidae. The transcript is spliced from 2 exons. Gene Ontology annotation, cellular component: membrane. Gene Ontology annotation, molecular function: galactosylceramide sulfotransferase activity.
AUGUCUCAGAAGAGGAAGAUUCUCCUUUUUCUGGUGGCAAUCAGUUCAGUCAGUCUGUUCUUGCAUCAUGGAGGACACCUCAACUGGACUAUGGAAACAUCCCCGAUGGUCUGUCCAUCCACCUCUCCCACUCCCACGCCCAAACACACCAGCAUCGCCUUCCUAAAGACGCAUAAAACAGCCAGCUCCACCGUGCAGAACAUCCUGUUCCGAUUUGCGGAACGCAACAACCUGACGGUGGCUCUUCCCGGCUACCCGUGCGACCACCAGUUCUGCUAUCCCCACACCUUCAACAAUCGUUUCGUCCACCCCCACACCGUUCCACCCAAAAUCAUCACCAGCCACAUGCGCUUCAACCGUGCCGAACUCCUUCGUCUCAUGCCCAACGACACCAUUUACAUCACCAUCCUUCGUGAGCCUGCCAGCAUGUUCGAAUCGCUCUUCAGCUAUUACAACCAGUACUGUCUCAGUUUCAAACGGGUGCCCAAUGGAUCCCUGGAGACCUUCCUGGAAAACCCCUGGAGCUACUACCGGCCAGAAGAGAAGUACGCGGUGUACGCUCGCAACACGCUCACCUACGACCUGGGCGGAGACAAGGACCAGACGGAUCCGAUGUACAUCCGGAACUUCGUGGCCGAGGUGGACCGUGUGUUCUCCUUGGUGAUGAUCGCAGAGUACUUCGACGAGUCGUUGAUCCUCUUGCGUCAUUUGCUGGGUUGGGAGUUGGAAGAUGUCCUGUAUGUGAAACUCAACAUGCGCACGUCCACCUCCAAGCUCAGCCUGUCCAGCGGCCUUCCCGCCAAAAUCCGCGCUUGGAACUCUGUGGACGCCGCUCUUUAUGACCACUUCAAUGCCUCGCUGUGGAGAAAGCUGGAAGACCUGGGGGUGGGAUGCGUGGCUCGGGAAGUCCAGCUCUUGCAGCGGGCGACGGAUCGACUCUUGCGAGGGUGCUUCGGCAGCAACUUCCCGCAGCUCCGCUCGGCCUCGCAGAUCAAGAACAAAAACUUGCGUCCAUGGCAACCCAGCUCCAAGGUAGCCAUCGUUGGGUAUGAACUCCCGAGCAACAUUUCGCGCGGCAGUCGUGGCCAAUCGCAGGACAUGUGUCUGAAGCUCAUAAUGCCUGAGGUGCAGUACACGCAUCUGCUGCAACACUCGGAGUCGUUGCGGUACCGACGCAAACACCCGACGCGUACCCCGAUGCAAACUCUACGCCCAGCCAUAUCUACCCUCCACCAGCAAGGGAGGAAAGACCACAAAGAGACUCUAGAACGCAGCAUCACCUCCCCACCUCUGGGAGCCGAAAUCGGGGGCACCAGGGGGACACAGCAGGUGUCCAAAAAGCAGACCACUUAA